Messenger RNA from Salvia hispanica, 633 nucleotides. The record is from RefSeq and is a predicted model, not a curated record. NCBI's taxonomy places the organism in Eukaryota, Viridiplantae, Streptophyta, Magnoliopsida, Lamiales, Lamiaceae.
AUGGCAAGUAGCAGUGGAAGUGGUAGUGAUAGUGGUAGUGGUGCGGGUGGUAGCGGUGCUCCAGAUUGGUGCCAGUUUGGAGUAGCCGGUUCGAACAACGACAUCAAUGUCCUACAGUCGUCCCCUCUUUUCAACGACCAAGAACUUGGCGUUGGUCCGGCUGUCAGUUUCGUCGCCAACGGCAACCAGCACAACAUUAGCUACUAUUUGGCGGAUGAGAUUUAUCCUAUGUGGCCCGUCUUCGUGAAGACGAUUAGAUGCGCAACAAAAGAUAAGAAGAAAUACUUUGUGAGUCGUCAGGAGGCAGCGCGCAAGGAUGUGGAGUGGGCAUUUGGUGUGCUCCAGAGUCGAUGGGCGAUAGUGAAGGGUCCAUCGCGGUUGUGGCAUAUGGACUGCAUCGCUGAUGUCAUGUACGCAUGUAUUAUCAUGCACAACAUGAUUGUCACAGAUGAAGGUGCAACACUGACUGAUUGGGCCAGUGAUGAUGAUGAUGGUGCCGGUCCAAGCCACGGGGUACCCCAAGAAGGGGCCGACCGGGUGCGUGCGUUUGCCGACAUGCGCCAACGACAAGCCCAUAUUCGACUCCAGAACGAUUUAAUUGAAGAGCUAUGGUUGCGUCGGGGUCAUCGUUGA